Molecule: messenger RNA, 552 nt
Organism: Mytilus trossulus (common blue mussel)
Lineage: Eukaryota; Metazoa; Mollusca; Bivalvia; Mytilida; Mytilidae
Product: ankyrin repeat and SAM domain-containing protein 1A-like
Exons: 7
Coding region: 1-552 (183 amino acids)
Cellular component (GO): nucleus
Molecular function (GO): protein binding
Source: RefSeq, a predicted model, not a curated record
AUGCGAAAUGGGAAAACUCCCUUUGACUUAGCUGCAGAUCAAGAAAAUUUAAAAAUAAUCAAAUUGUUAUUUGAAAGAUCCAUCAUAGAUCCAACAAAAGUAUAUAAGUCAGGUAACACUAAGUUACACUAUGCGGCUGCAAAUGGACUUUCCAGCAUAGUUCAACUGUUACUUGAAAACGCAAAUACAGAUCCGAACAAAGGAAAUAAGAAUGGGAAAACUCCAUUUGACUUAGCUGCAGAACAAGAAAAUUUCAAAAUAGUCAAAUUGUUAUUUGAAAGAACCGUCAUAGAUCCAACAAGAGUAUAUAAGUAUGAUGAUACUCCCUUACACAUAGCUGUUAGAUUUGGACAUCUAAAAUUAGUUAAACUGUUACUAGAAAGAGUAGUUAUAGAUCCAAAUAAACAAAAUAAGUAUUUUGCUACUCCGUUACACUUAGCUGCUAUCAACGGACACCCCGACAUAGUUAGGUUGUUAUUAGAAAGAGCAGAUAUAGAUCCAAAUAUAGAAAAUAAGCUGCAUCCUACUGUAAUGAAGGCAUAUUUUGCAUAA